Adineta ricciae is the source of this 843-nucleotide messenger RNA. The record is from the annotation of a GenBank genome assembly. Lineage: Eukaryota; Metazoa; Rotifera; Eurotatoria; Adinetida; Adinetidae.
AUGAGUUCAACAGAAGAUAAACCUUCCAUCGAUCCAUGUUCCGGAUGUGAAAUGCCUUGUUCGAAACAUGCAACGUAUCCACCUGAGAUCUGUCAAGAAAUCGACCAUGGUAGCAUGGUCGGUUCGGUAGAUAAACAUCGCCGGCAUCUAUGCAUUGGUCAAUCGGUUCCAGCAUCUCAAUGGCCAAAGGAUGUUAAAGAUCUUCAAGGCGAUUACAUUGCUGAACUGUCACGAGUCUUGAAAGAAAAGAAGGCUUCCAUCGGGUAUGCCGUGAAAUUAACAUCCGCAUCUGUUGUAACAACAACAAGUGAUGAUCCAUCACAUUCGGCUGACUGGUACAUAUUUCCCGAUCAAAUCAAAAUUUCGAACAUUAAUAUCGAACAAAUCGAGCAAGUGAUUCAAACGAUCUUUGUCGAUGACCAAUCGGUGAUUAAAAUCAAAGAUCAGACGAAAUCGAUUGAAGAACAACUCAAGGAAGAUAGCAAUUUGCCAACAUUCGAUGAUAAUAUCAAAUGUGAAAGAUUGCAUGGACUUUGGUUACUUGUUUGUUGCCAUUAUCAACGUGAUCAACGCUGUGGAGUCAUUGGUCCAAUGCUAAUUGACGAGAUUGAAAAGUAUGCUCGAGAAACUGAUCGCACGGAUAACGUUCAUUGGCUCAAGAUCAGUCAUAUUGGUGGACACAAAUUUGCUGGUAAUGUUAUUGUCUAUCCAUCGGGAACAUGGUAUGGACGUGUUUUGACAUGCCAUAUUCCCUUAUUAAUCGAUGCGUACGCAUCAUCCUCGGAAGAAUUGAAAAACAAAUUGAAACCAUUAUAUCGCGGCCAUUUGGAUACGACUUGGUAA